Schistocerca cancellata (South American locust) is the source of this 2982-nucleotide messenger RNA. RefSeq names its product G2/mitotic-specific cyclin-B-like. Gene Ontology annotation, cellular component: nucleus; cyclin-dependent protein kinase holoenzyme complex; cytoplasm. The record is from RefSeq and is a predicted model, not a curated record. Gene Ontology annotation, molecular function: cyclin-dependent protein serine/threonine kinase regulator activity. The transcript is spliced from 8 exons. NCBI's taxonomy places the organism in Eukaryota, Metazoa, Arthropoda, Insecta, Orthoptera, Acrididae. The coding region runs from base 135 to 1271 and encodes 378 amino acids. Gene Ontology annotation, biological process: mitotic cell cycle phase transition; regulation of cyclin-dependent protein serine/threonine kinase activity.
UUUCUUUUUUUCCUCUCCUUUCAAAUCUUGGAACGUGUCACUUUUCUUCCGAUGUAGUCAUCAGUAUAUUAUUUUAUAGGUAUAUUAAGUGCUGAUUUAAUUAAGGGCUUGAAUAACUCUGCACUACAUCUGAUAUGAAGAUGACUGCAGCUGCAGCGCUGAAAGAAAUGCCUCAAUUACACGGUCUCCAAAAAUCUUCAGUUCUAGCAGACAUUAGCAAUAAAUCGCGCCCUCUCAACACGGAAGUUGACCCAAGGCUGCCACUCAAGCCAUCAAAUGUAAUAAGGAAACCUUCAAAAAAUGUGGAAAAUGAAGUUUUGGGCCUGACACAAGCAUUAAAUAGGGUUCCCAUAAAUGAGGCAACUUUGAAGCUUGCAGAUAAAAGCUGGCUGCAUGAUAAAGAACAGGUUUCUUAUUCAUCAACUCUGUAUAACAUACUGGAUAUAGAUGAAGAAUCUGCAAAUGACGUAAUUUUUCUUGGAGAAUAUGCAAAAGAUAUUUUUGAAUAUCUCAGAGCACUUGAGGUAAAAUACCCAUUGAGGCCAAAUUUCCUAUGUGGCACAGUGACUCCUCAGAUGCGAUUAGUCCUAGUGGACUGGUUAUUUGAGGUACAGGUUCAGUUUUCUUUACUAUCAGAGACUAUUUUGCUGGCAGUAGCUAUCAUAGAUAGAUACUUACAGAAAGUGCAUGUAAUGGACAAAAAGAAGAUACAGUUGCUUGGUGCAGCUUCACUGUUAUUGGCCAGCAAGUAUGAAGAAAUAUACCCACCUGAGAUAAGCAGUUUUGUGUAUAUUUGCAGUAAUUUGUAUACAAAAAAUGAAAUACUGCAAAUGGAAAUGCAGAUCAUGAGGACCAUCAGUUUCUUUGUUGGUUAUCCAUUGAGUGUUCACUUCCUUCGUCGGUACAGCAAGGCAUCUUCUCCGGACGAGGUAACAUACACUUUAGCAAAGUACUUCCAAGAAAUGUGUUUACUGGAUUAUGAGCUGUGUCACUUUGCUCCAUCAUGUCUUGCAGCUGCGGCUCUAUAUCUUGCACUCUGGCUGAGGAGAAAAAAUGAACAUGUCUGGUCUGAAACACUCAUCUAUUAUUCGCAGUACAAACUGAAAGACAUAGCAUAUAUUUCAAAAAAAAUUGCAUUUGCGGUCAUAAGCAUUGAAAGUUUAAAAUAUCAGGCAUUAUAUGAGAAGUACUCGAGCAGCAUGUUCCUGAAAGUAAGCAGUCUUCCUGAAGUAACACCAGUAUACUUGAAGAGGAUAAUAAAACUUCUGUGAUAGUGUUAAACACAUGGUGUAAUUUUUGUGACUGAUCUUGUAUGUAGUAAGAUACUGAACAUUUUAUAUAGUUGACUUCGAAAUAAUACAGUUAAUUUGUCAAUUUUGUACUGAUUGUAAAUGUAGCCUAGCUACAAACAUUGCCAACUCAAUUUCAUAAAAUUUUUCAGGAGAGGCAAAAAAAUUGUUUUGUUUUGCACAUCUACUACCUGCCUUUCGAGUUGAUUAUUACUGUACAGUUUCUUAGCAAUUAGAAUUGUGUUUACAUCAACAUUUUCAUAUGAUCUUACAUAGCUAAGUAGGAAAUGACUGUUGAAAUAUGAUGUUGGCCAUGUUUGUAACUAAGGAAUGGAGUUUGCAGUGUAUGUAACGAACUUUAACUGAACUCCGCAAAUUGCACUAUUCUAACAUCGUAAAAUCCUCAGUAUUGUUAAAAUUUAUUAUAGGGACGUUCGACAAAAACUCAAAACUUCCAGUUUUAUUGAAGAACAUGAAAUUGUUUUAUUAAUGAUAUAAAUGUAAGAAAGUGGUUCUGUUAGCCUAUACAUUCCACAAUAGUGUUCAGUUCCUGAAAGUAUAAAAUCACUUCCACAUCAUCAUAAUCGGCCUCACUAUUCUGAAUGAGGCAGUCACAGAGAUCAGCUUCUGCGGGUACCUCUUGUUUGGUGUCAUUUUAAUCAAUGGUCUUCUGAAACCAUUUCAUUUCCUCACGUUAGUUCCAUUGCUCCCUGUAAUCUUUUAGAAGCAACUUUCUGAUAUCUUGUACCUUCAAGGUAUUUACUCUGAUGCCAGAAACUGGUUCUAUAGGAUUUAUGUCUUUCACCCAUUUACCUUUCUUCAUAACUAACGAAAGCUGCGGAAUCUCGAAAUUAUAGUUGAGUUCUCCACUAACGGUGACCGAGUUUGACUUCCUAGUCUGCACAAAUCUCUUAGUUUGUGAAAUUUUAAAGUGAAGUGCUCCUGGAUCUUUCACAUGUUUUAGCUUCAGCUUUCAAAUCAUCAUGAUUCGAGUGACUAUUCAAGAGCUCUACAAUUCCAUGUUUCCUAAAAACUUCAUGGUACUUUUCUAGUUGAAGAAUUUUCUCCUUUUUCUUUAAAUCUCUUUCAUUUGUUCCAAUCACACUCACUCAGGACGAGUGAAUGACCAGUGACAGGGAAAAAGACUUUCAUCUUCUGAAUGUUCAGCAGAGUACAGGAUAACCGGGAAAGGCACAUUGCCAAAAUUGUAGUGUUCCUAUUUUGUCCAGGGCAGCCAUCCGCCCAAGACUUACACUGAAAGUAUCUGAAUCUGCUUUACGCUGUAGUUCAUGUAACACUGUGGAAGCCACUUUAUUAGAUGACUUUUCAUUUCAUGUUCUCCCCCAGGAGUAUAAAGCAACAUUCUCUUUACGUAACACUAAUUUCCCAGUAAAAUGUCCAGAAACCGUCAAAUUGUACGAAUACAACUGUCUGGAAUAGUAUGCAGUUUGGUCAGGCAGCUUUGGUGUCGGUAGAUUCUUCUGCACGUAGAAUGAUACAAUGUACACACUAAGGGUUUCCUCUUUUAGAAGUUUGUAAAAUCCUUUAGCUUGCAGUGUGUACAAUGUGAAAUCUGUCCGUAGUUUCUUUAAUACUUGCUCAUCAUUCUCAUGCUUUAUUUUCUCAGUUAGUUGCAGGGAAGCAGAACAAACAUCUGUGGGUGGGGCUUUUAAACUGAUAUUAAAAUUGGUGA